CAGAACAUCCAUUUAAUUGCAUCGUAAAGAUACUGGAUACAGUUUUACAAAAUGAAAGCAGAACAUUUUUCACUCCGGGAUUUUUUUUUCAUUUGCGCUUGCCUUCUGUGGAUAAUAUCCGUUUCAUCGGGGAAAGACAUAAUCGCCAAAAACGACACGAUAGCAGUUUACCAAUCAAGUACGUACGACACGUGUUAUGCUUCCAAUGUUUUUAACAAUAUGACACUUCAUACUUUGGUCGUUCCGGACUCAACACUAUGCCUAACAUGUAGCGCAACAGUCGGGAACAAAUCACCCUGGCUGCAGAUUGACUUUGGCAGAAAAACGAUGAUGCGAAACUUACGUAUUUUUGGACGUGAUUAUGAUACACCCGGACAGAGUAGCAAUCUUCUUGUGUCAAUCAGCAACACUUCACACUUUCUUAACCAAAACUUCUCUACGUGGGAAGAUUUUGGAUGGAUAAAUGCCUCCGAUCCAUACAGAGGGAUCAUGUGGGACCUUGGAGUAAACCGUGUUUUACAGUACCUCGUUUUCAGACGACCUUGGCCAUCGGUUAUGACAAUAUGUGAGGUGGCAGUGUUUAAUACCGAUUGUGUCAAGGGUUCCUUCGGGGAUAAGUGCGCAAGCGUGUGUCAUUGCAAGGAUGAACAACCGUGUGACAGCGUUACUGGGAAGUGUUCUACACCUGGAUGCUAUGCUGGAUGGAAAGGGUACUCAUGCAGUACACAAUGCUCUGGUGACGAAUUCGGGGUAGACUGUUCUUCGACAUGCCAUUGCUAUGACAACGGAGUAUGUGACUCGAUCAAUGGAACGUGUAUUUUCGGAGAGUGUGCACUCGGAUGGCAAGGAAAUACAUGCGACAUAGAAUGCACAUCACCACAUUUUGGACAAAACUGUGGCCAAACAUGUCAUUGCUACAUAUCUGGACCGUGCGAACCCAUCAAUGGACUUUGUACGCAUGGAAUGUGUGCGCCGGGCUGGUUGGGUGAUAGCUGUAAUAAAGAAUGUGACUAUGGUAGAUUUGGGCAAAACUGUAGUAAUUCAUGCCAUUGCUACGACAGCGCAUCUUGCAAUCCCACAGAUGGCAUAUGUUCCAAUUACUUAUGUGAAACAGGAUGGCAGGGAAACAGUUGUAGUGAAGUAUGUGGGUUUGGACACUUUGGCCGAAACUGUAGUCAGAUAUGCCACUGCUAUGACAAUGCGUCCUGCGAUCCAUUUAGCGGUCUGUGUCCGAAUUCAAAGUGUUCUAACGGCUGGCAAGGACCAAGUUGCAAUAUAGAAACGGGCACAUCAAAUGCCUCAACGAUUCUUACAACACAAACAUCAACAGUCACGACGGGACAAAGUGUAUAUGAAGAACUUAAGAAAUAUAAAAGUCGAUACAUAGUAUCUGUCUCUACAGCUGGCGUCUUGGCAUUUGUUGUUGUUGUUGGUCUAAUAGUGGUCUGUUCAAAAUUUGCCAGAAUGAGUGUCAGUUCGUGCUGUUCGACUGUGCAAAGGUAUAUGCCAUUUUAAAAAGGGAAAGAGAUGUUUAUCAUCAAUAUUAAUAUUAUAAAGGCUUUAAAGCACCAAGAAGUUUUACUGACGCUGACAUUUAAACAAGAGAUGAGUGCAUGUGUAUUCAUUAUGCUAUUCGGAACACUCAAUAAUAAAGCCAUUAGUGACAAAGUUUCUUAAAGACAACAAUUGCUAUUUCUUCUUUUUAUUAUUAUUAUUUUCAAUAAUUGUUUUUAAUCUCCAAAUGCGUUCAUUAUGUUUAAUUUAAAUAUGACAAUUA
Mya arenaria is the source of this 1777-nucleotide messenger RNA. RefSeq names its product cubilin-like. The record is from RefSeq and is a predicted model, not a curated record. The transcript has 12 exons. NCBI's taxonomy places the organism in Eukaryota, Metazoa, Mollusca, Bivalvia, Myida, Myidae. Gene Ontology annotation, molecular function: scavenger receptor activity. Bases 52 to 1515 code for a protein of 487 amino acids.